AUGGGGUCGCGCGCACUGUUUCCACUGUUAUGCUUCCUUGUCCAGGCAGCCGCAGUGCACGGCCAGUCAGUCUCAGGUGAGGAAACUCUCUCUAUCGCGCCUCCAAACGGAUCUCUGAUCUUCAUAAUAACGAACCAUUGGUGUGGUCUUCUCAGGAUUCAUUAGCAUAGACUGCGGUCUGGAGGGCGACUCAAACUACACAGAGCAGUUCUCGGGGAUCAUCUACUCGCCGGACGCCGGGUACGUCAACGACGGCGUGAACGUGGACAUCCCCCGGGGACCCUUGUACGGGUCCCUCGCCCAGAGGUAUCCCCGAAGCCUGCAAUCCUGCGUUUUUCCGUUAGAUGAUUUAAGCGACGUGGGAUUCUUCCGACAGAUAUUUGACCAUGAGAAGUUUCCCGAACGGGACUCGGAACUGCUACACGAUGGGCCCUGUGAAGGAGGGCGGCAAGUACCUGUUGAGAGCCGAGUUCUUGUACGGCAAUUACGAUGGCAAGAACCAGCCGCCGCAGUUCGAUCUGUACCUGGGCGUGAACCUCUGGCAGACGGUGAAUACGGAUCACACUGUGAUAGCGGAGAUCAUCGCCAUCUCCCCUACAAAGGUGUUGCAAGUCUGCCUGCUGAACACCGGCAUGGGGACCCCCUUCAUUUCUGUCCUGGAGGUGAGGCCCCUUCCAGGUUUCAUGUACCCUCUCGUCAACGAAUCCCAGUCGCUGGUUCUAAACGGGAGACGGGUCGACUACGGCGGAAACGAAACCACCAGGUCAGAGCACUUAAUCUGUCGCCCUGCGUCUCCCUCUUCCUCUGUCUCUCUCUGUCUCCCUCUGUCUCUCUGUCUCUGUCUCUGUCUCUGUCUGUCUGUCUGUCUCUCCCUCUCGCUGGACUAAAUACGGCGACAGGUAUCCAGUGGAUCCUUACGACCGCAUCUGGUUCGGCAACGUUACCCAGACGGGGUGGAGUACGGUAACGGCGAACGGGGACAUCAACAGACCGGAGGCAGACAUAUGGGUGGUGCCAGGGGAGAUUCUGAGGACGGCGACCGUCACCGAGAGCUUGGUCUUCUACUUCUCAGGUGGCCCACAGGAGAAGCUCUACCUGUUCUUAUACUUCGUGGAGCUCCAGCAGCUCGGACCCAACGAGACGAGGGAGUUCAACGUACUCUCCAACGGUCAACUAUUGUAUGGACAGUACAGGCCAACGUACCUGAAUUCAGGCGUUCUAUAUAGCUUACGGCCUGUGCCGUAUAGUCUGAAAACGACGUAUAACUUCACACUCGAGGCCACGGCAAAUUCUACCUUACCUCCUAUGAUCAACGCCCACGAGAUCUACAGCUUGAAGCAACAGGAGGAGUCUCCCACCGACGCUCUCGACGGUGAGUCGCCGUUUUCACACCUCCACCCUCUGCGCUGUGAUUCUCGGUUUCAUUCCUUAAUCAGACAAUCAUUUCAAGAAUCUUCUGCUCUAUUCAGAUCGCUUGCUUGAUCCUUCUCUGUAGUUGUUCUCGGUUGUUGGUAAUUUCUUUUUUGUACAUCUUUAUCUCGGGCUGAAUUUUCUCCUCAUAAAAGUUUUCAGACGCAUCAAUAAAGGCUUGUCCUUUUCAUUCAAUCCCAAAAGUACUGGGUUUAUUUUCAGAUCAUUAGGUUUCUGUUGUCAUUCUUGCCGACGCGGUCAACUCUAUUAAAAAAGCCUUUAUUUUUUUCGACAUGACAGCUACCGCGAUGCUGAAGAUCAAAGAUUUCUACAAAGUGAAGAAGAAUUGGCAAGGGGACCCGUGUGUUCCCCGAAAUCUGACGUGGGAAGGGGUGAGCUGCGGCUACGACGACUCGAAGAACCCUCUGAUCGUGUCUCUGUGAGUUAUUUCUCCUUGAAAAGAUCACUCGGCGCACAGCACAUAAUCUACAACAAGCCUGUUGUCUAGCACGACCUCGAUCAUUGAAAGGGUGUUGAAACUCCUUGCAGGAAUUUGUCCCACAGUGGACUAGCAGGCGGAAUUUCUCCAUUUAUAGUGGAACUCACGGCUCUAACGACUUUGUGAGGUUUUUUGACCCUGUCCCCUAUUUCGAGGUGCAUUAACUUGACUGGUUUAUUUUCCCCCUUUAUAUAUAUCCCAGGGACUUAUCACAUAACAAUUUAACUGGAGAAAUUCCUAGUGAUCUUGGAAAGUUGCCGAAUCUUCAAGUCUUGUAGGUUUUUGAAACCUUUGGCUUCGUUAGUUUUAGAAAUAUGUUGACAGAAGAGUUAAUGAUGUUUUUUUCUAUUUUUCAGGAACCUGAUAAACAACCAACUGACCGGAUUCAUACCGGAAAUUCUUUACAAAAAAUCACAAAAUGGCACACUCUCAUUAAGGUUAGGUGUUUAUUUAGAUGCAUCUUCAACUGUGUUUAGGUAAAGGAUUUAAAACUAAUUAAAUCUCUCAAGAAAUUUAACUCAUUGCCACAUUGAUCUCCAAGGUGGAUGUUUUCCGAAUUAUGAGUGGCUAAAAGUUAAAACGUAAAGAAAAAAGGGAUCAAAAUUCCACAAAACCUAUAAUUCUGUCCAUGUCACGAAUUAGUGAGAUCGAAUACGACCAUACCAGGCCAAAGAAAAAACAAUAUAUUUUACAUUUUUAUUUACAUGAUUAGAGAGUUAGCAGAAAUGAGGAAGAUGUUUAACGAGAACUUGAAUUGACAUCUAGUACUAAUUUCAACUUUGUUUAUUUUAAAAUUUACGAGAAAUGGAGAGACAUGAUAACCUCUGUUCGAAAAACUAUCACACAAGAACAAAAUUUAUAAACUCAUGAUAAAAUGGCAUGUUGGAGAAUAUUUCCUUUUUAUAUUUUUUUUAUGGUGUGAUGAUUUUUAAUACAUAGACGAAUUUGGAUCAAUUAAUAAAAUGGCCUUUUUCUAUAUGAUGAAAGUGAUACCUUACAAGAGAUUAAAAUAUUCAAAAUUAAUUAUUAAGGUUGUGAUUAAUACUCCAUGGGUUUGAUGGGAUUUAAGCACUAAAAUGACAUGUUUUUCCUUAAAAACUGCAGCACUGAGGGCAACACACAACUUUGCAACAAUACGGUUUCAUGCAAAAUAAUAGGUGGAAAAAAGAAGAAUAUCGUUCCCAUUGCAGUAGGAAUAUCAGUAUCCGCCAUUGUGCUCUUGGGAAUAUUUAUCCUGGUGUGGAGACUUAAAGGAAGAAAGAGAGGCACCGUACGAAGUGCACCUCAUGGUAUGACCAUAUUCUUAUGCUGUUCUUAAUAUUUACUUUACUCAAUAGUGGAAUACCCAAUUAGGAUCUUCUUGAUAUAUUUCUGGCAUAAUUCUUUCUUCAGCACCAGGGAUACCUAGUAAAAAUUCAAGAGACAGGAUAGAUCCUCAAGCCAAAAGGCAACAACAUGAUUUGAAUAUGGAGAGCCAACAAUUCUCGAUUUCAGAUAUUGUAAACAUUACCAGAAACUUUGAGCGUAUGAUAGGCAGAGGAGGCUUUGGAAUUGUUUACCAUGGGUUAUUGAAUGACGGAAGAGAAGUAGCAGUAAAGAUGAUUUCCAAAUCUUCCCAAGGAGAAAAAGAGUUUCAUGCAGAAGUAAGCCAUAAUCAUGGAGAUGGGAAAUGACUACAAUAUUGAUAUUUUUUCUUACUUUCUUUGGUUAAAUCUUUAAGUCAUACACUACCGUCAUCAUAAUGGGUAUUUUUGAAUUUCAGGUCCAAAUCCUGUUGAGGGUCCACCAUAAAAAUCUUGUGUAUUUGCUGGGGUAUUGUGAUGACAGGAAUAAUCUAGCACUUGUUUACGAGUACAUGCAGAAAGGCUCCCUUGCAGAUUUUUUAUCAGGUUUCUAUAUAAAAAAUUAAUUCUCUAGAUCUUUUCAAUAUUUUUCUAGUUUCCUAAAAAAUUUAUCUUGUAGGAGAAAUCUCUCUCUGUUUCUCUCUCUCUCUCUCUCUCUCUCUUCCUCUCUUUGUGUGGCUCACUCGCUGUGUAUGUUGAACACACGUUUACAUGGAAACAGGUAACAAAGAAGACAUUGGACUAAAUUGGAGCAUGCGACUCAAAAUAGCACUAGAUGUGGCUCAGGGUACCCAUAUUUCGAAAUAGUUUAUAUAAAUACACACAUUUACUUUUUCAUCUCCCAAUUGAAAUACACUACUGAUAAAAUCUUCACUCGCAGGACUUGACUACUUGCACAGUUUCUGCAAGCCAUCCAUAGUCCAUAGAGAUGUAAAGACAGGAAACAUUCUAUUAAAUGCAAAACUUGAAGCCAAAUUAGGAGAUUUUGGGUUAUCUAAGCUAUUUUCUCAUGAAGAUGCCACCCAUAUAUCAACUGCAGUUGCUGGCACUCCAGGAUAUCUCGAUCCAGAGUAUGUCAGGUUUUUCAACUUCAUUACAAGUAAUAAUGACCGCAAAAAGUGAUAUCUCUGAAGAAGUAGACAUACUUUUGACAUCUUUCAUUACAGGUACUAUCAAACAUAUAGACUAACCGAGAAGAGUGAUAUCUACAGUUUCGGAAUCGUCCUAUUGGAGAUUAUAUCUGGCAAGUCUCCAAUCAGCCGUGACCCACAAAGUGCUCCAAUAGUGUCAUGGGUGCAGUCUAGACUCGAAAGAGGAGAUAUAUCCAGCAUAGCCGACCAAAGAUUGAACAAUGGUUAUGAUCUUAAUUCUAUAUGGAAAGCAGCAGAGGUUGCCAUGGCAUGUGCAUCACCUACAUUGAGCUGUAGACCAAAAAUGAGUGAAGUAGUUGCGCUACUGAAGGAGUGCUUGGAAUCUAUAGCUUCGCAUGACAUAUCAGGGAGUUUCAGCAUGGAGAGGUCAAAUUCAAAUUAUACUGGGCCUACUGUUUUUUAUUCAAGCACAAUCCCAUUAGCAAGGUAG
Messenger RNA from Spirodela intermedia, 4833 nucleotides. Lineage: Eukaryota; Viridiplantae; Streptophyta; Magnoliopsida; Alismatales; Araceae. The record is from the annotation of a GenBank genome assembly.